Adineta ricciae is the source of this 1197-nucleotide messenger RNA. Lineage: Eukaryota; Metazoa; Rotifera; Eurotatoria; Adinetida; Adinetidae. The record is from the annotation of a GenBank genome assembly.
AUGAAAAUAGGUUUUCUUUCCGAAGAAAAGUUUACUCAUACAAGUCGUGCCCUAGAUCACGGCUCCAUACAUGACAAUGACAGAGAAUCAGGUCUGUUUGUAACUUCGAUUGAUGCGAUGACUAUCAUGUGUGUAUGGCUGUUCAGAUUCAAACAUUGUACAUUGCAAUUGAGUUUCAAAAAGAAUAAUAAAUCUAGAAUGGAAAUUGAUCCUAAUGCACAAUUUACGAACACGAGUCAACGUCUCGACCCAUCACGUUGUGUGGAUUUGAUUGUACUUGGUAUAAAUUAUCGAUCGAAUGAAGAUGAUGUCAGAAAUUAUUUUCAACAAUUUGGAGAACUUGUCUUUUGUGAAAUUAAACGUGAUGCUCAAGGACAAUCGCGUGGAUUUGGUUUUGUUCGUUUUAAAGAUUAUGAAUCACAAUUAAAUGCAUUAAAUAAACGUCAUCAUAUUGAUGGACGCACAUGUGACUUGAAAAUUCCAGAUUCAAAGAAUCCUGGUAUGCAUGAACCUGAAUGUGCACGGAAAGUGUUUGUAGCACGCCUUCCAGAAAUUGUUACUGCUGAUGAUCUCAAUCAGUAUUUCAAACGAUUCGGAGAAGUGACUGAUGUGUAUAUUCCUCGUCCAUCAAGAAGUUUUGCUUUUGUUACUUUUCUUGAAUCAUCUAUUGUUCCAUCUCUGUACGGUGAUCAUUUCAUCAAUGGAUGCAGUGUACACGUUGGACCCGCGGAACCGAAAGGAAAACCGAGUGACAGCCAGUUUAAACGUUCUAAACCAGAUCGUAAUUUUCAUAAUGUUCGCUCGAUACCACCUGGAAAUCCUCACCAUUACUCAUCCUACUCUCAAUACGGCGCAGGCAAUACUAUGAUGCCCCAUGGUGGCAAUGGUGGCGGUGCUGCUGCUUCGAACAAUCCUGAUCAGCAGCAAUUACUCUUGCAGCAAAUGUUAAAUCCGAAUAUGAUGCAAGCAUUCAUUCAAGCCUUUCAACAGCAACAACAGCAGCAGCAACAACAACAACAACAACAACAGCAACAACAAGCAAAUAAAUAUGAUGCGAAUAAUUGGGCGACUGGUAUUAAUGAACAAGCAGCGAAUGCAUAUAGUCAUCAUCAUUAUCAGAAUGGUCCGACGGCGACUGGGAAAUUCAAUGAAUUUAAUAAUGAUCCAUGGGGCCCACAACAUCAUACAUAUCGAUGA